Molecule: messenger RNA, 1527 nt
Organism: Tauraco erythrolophus (red-crested turaco)
Lineage: Eukaryota; Metazoa; Chordata; Aves; Musophagiformes; Musophagidae
Source: RefSeq, a predicted model, not a curated record
AUGAAGCCUUUUACUGCAUAUCCUUCUGGGUUUAUCAUAUUCCUGUUUGCCUUGCUGCAGAGGAGCCACGGACAAUGCAAAGAAGCAGCUAAAAAAUCAGAGAUGAAUUUGAGUAUAAAAUACGAUCUUCCUAACUUCGUUGCGGAAACACCGAUUCAGAAUGUAGUUUUAUACAAGCAUCAUGUUUAUAUUGGAGCAGUCAACAAGAUUUAUGUACUAAAUGAAACUCUCCAGAACAUUUCUGUGUACAAGACUGGGCCCGUUUUGGAGAACCCUGACUGUGCGCCGUGCGAAGACUGCAAAGAUAAAGCCAAUUUAUCUAACAGCGUAUGGAAGGAUAAUGUCAACAUGGCGCUGCUCUUAGAAACUUAUUAUGAUGAUCAGCUCAUCAGCUGUGGUAGUGUGUCCGGAGGCAUCUGCCACCGUCAUAUCAUUCACCCUGACAACCCUGCUGACAUCGAAAGCGAGGUGCACUGCAUGUAUUCACCCCGGGCGGAUGGAGAAGCAGAUAAUUGUCCUGACUGUGUUGUAAGCACUUUAGGAACCAAAGUUUUGGUGACCGAAAAGGACAGGUUUGUCAACUUCUUUGUUGGAAAUACUGUAACGUCUACGUUUCAGCCUCCUCAUGUGCUGCAUUCCAUAUCGGUUAGAAGGUUAAAAGAAACACAGGAUGGUUUUGAAUUUCUCACAGAUCAGUCUUAUAUAGAUAUCCUCCCUCAGUUCCGCGACUCGUAUCCCAUUAGGUAUGUCCACGCUUUUGAAAAUGAUCACUUUGUCUAUUUUCUGACUGUCCAGAGAGAAUCUCUUGACUCCCAAGCUUUUCACACCAGAAUUAUCCGCUUCUGCACUUUAGACUCAGAGAUGCGUUCUUACAUGGAAAUGCCCCUUGAGUGUAUUUUUACUGAAAAGCGGAGGAAGAGGUCCAUCCGAAAGGAGGUGUUCAACAUUUUGCAAGCUGCCUACGUCAGCAAACCAGGCGCUGCUCUGGCCCACGAGAUGGGCCUUGGGUUGAACGAUGAUAUUCUCUACGGCGUUUUUGCACAAAGCAAACCAGACUCUUCCGAACCAACCAACAGAUCUGCUGUCUGCGCCGUCUCCGUGCGAACCAUCAACGAGUUCUUCAACAAGAUUGUCGACAAGCAGAACAUGAAAUGUCUCCAGCACUUUUAUGGGAAAGAGAGCAAAUACUGCUUGAACAGGGCUUUUUCAAGAAAUGCUUCGUACUGCAGAGUACAAGAUGAUGAAUAUCGCUUAGAAGUUACGACUCCUUUGCAGAGGGUUGACUUGUUCAUGGGCCAGUUCAACAGUGUCCUGUUAACUUCAAUAUCUGUCUUCACCAAAGGAAACCUUACCGUUGCUAAUCUGGGAACUUCGGAGGGACGCUUCAUGCAGAUAGUGGUUUCCCGUUCAGAACCCACAGCUCCACAUGUCAGCUUUCAGCUAGACUCCCACCCGGUCUCUCCCCAAGUUGUUGUCGAGAAUUCAUUAGCGGAUGAUGGCUAUACCCUGGUAGUGACUGGGAAAAAG